AUGAAGAGAGUGACCUGGGGCCUUCUCCUCACACGGGCAGGCCUGCCUGCCUUGGAAACCAAUGACCUGGUGGAUAAAGACAGUCCCUUCUCUUUUGACUGGGAAAGACUGGAGCUGGGUGGGAUGAUUGUUGGAGGGCUCCUGUGCAUCGCUGGAAUUUUGAUAGCUCUAAGUAGAAGCUGCAAAUGCAAGUACAGUAAGAAGCACAGCCCCUUACCUGCGAGAGCCGCUCCACUCAUCACUCCAGACCCUGCCAGUAGCUGCUGA
Messenger RNA from Lynx canadensis (Canada lynx), 267 nucleotides. RefSeq names its product FXYD domain-containing ion transport regulator 4-like. Gene Ontology annotation, biological process: regulation of sodium ion transmembrane transporter activity; potassium ion transmembrane transport. The transcript has a single exon. Bases 1 to 267 code for a protein of 88 amino acids. Gene Ontology annotation, cellular component: membrane. The record is from RefSeq and is a predicted model, not a curated record. NCBI's taxonomy places the organism in Eukaryota, Metazoa, Chordata, Mammalia, Carnivora, Felidae. Gene Ontology annotation, molecular function: sodium channel regulator activity.